Messenger RNA from Hippopotamus amphibius kiboko, 3331 nucleotides. RefSeq names its product zygote arrest 1 like (gene ZAR1L). The record is from RefSeq and is a predicted model, not a curated record. Gene Ontology annotation, molecular function: mRNA base-pairing post-transcriptional repressor activity. The transcript has 4 exons. NCBI's taxonomy places the organism in Eukaryota, Metazoa, Chordata, Mammalia, Artiodactyla, Hippopotamidae. Gene Ontology annotation, biological process: translation. Gene Ontology annotation, cellular component: cytoplasm. The coding region runs from base 2063 to 3112 and encodes 349 amino acids.
GCUCGGCUCCCACCCGAGCACCGGAGACGCUCCCCGCCGCCUGAGACCGCGGAAGGCUGGCCCGUCUCCACCCCUGCCAACACUGACCGCCUUCACAGGUACAGCUCUUUUGGGUCAGAGCAGGCUGACAAAACCCGCGCCGGCACUUAGAUCAGAAACCGGACCCCUCAGGCUCCUCUUCGCGGCGACCCACCGCCCCAGACGACACCCAGGGCUCGGAGCCCCAGCAGCCCCGCCUCCGUUCGCUAGGUUUCAGACUCUGGCGCCAAAAGCCGGCUCUCGGGAUACGUCACGCGAUGACGCCAUUACGCGGCACGCAGCGUGCGCGCCACCCGGAAGUCAGGCCCUGGCGGGGCCGCCGCGGCCGCCAGCUGUGGGCCAAGCCAGUCGGUGAUCAUCUGCUUGACAGUCAGUGCUGAGCUGCUAAAGAGGGAGCUGGGGCGCUCGUUCUCUUCUCCCGAGCCUUCAGAGUACCAUGCCUCGCUGCUUGGAGGGACCACGCCCUGUGUAUACUCCCCCGCCUCCUCCCUCUUCUCUCCGCUCCAUGUCAUGUUUGGGUGGUUACCCUCGGUUGCGGCCUGGGGUCUGUGAAAAGUCUUUAUUUCUGUCCAAAGAAUGGGGUCCCUCAACGUGGGCAGGCGUUAGAAAACCCCAGAGUGGUCCGUGGGUGUGGAUAACUCUCUGCCCAGCUGACUGCUCCGUAUAGAGUGGAAGAGGCUGAGAUUUGAAACCAGAGGACGUUGGUCCUAGUCCGCGUGUUGCUCUUAGGCAGCAGGAUUUCAAAACCUCUAGAGCCUGUUUCCCUGCUUGAAAAAUUGUGAAACCCACCUCAAGUCUUCUGCCCUGUUAGGUACUUCCUUCUGCAGGCUUCCGGUAGCGUCCUUGACAUCCCUAGGGUACCAAGCACCUGUUUUGUGCCUGAUUUCCCCUGCAGACUGCCCUGGAAGCACUCCAGUCAUUUACAGGGUCUGUGAUAUGCCUAGCACAAGGCUUAAUUCAGGUCUAUUGUAGGACUUGAAAGCCUUCAGCUGGAUUCUGGAGGUGAGACUGACUCAUGGGCCUUGCUGCUUCCUGAAGGCUCUUGAGCAGUAAACAGUGGAAGCAACCUUGGAUUUAAAAAAGAGUGGCCUCUACUUGGUACCUGAGGUGUUUCAUCGUGAUAGUUUGAUCAUAAUCCUUUGCUGUAGUAGGAAGCCUUAGCAAUACAGAUAGAUACCAAAGCUUAUGAUCAUCUAGGUCCAAAUAGCAAAGAAACACAGGCCUGUGAUCCUUAUCCAAUAACAGCUACCACUUAAUGAACAUGUAUGGGUUAUUCUGCUUUGUGCUUUAUAAGCAAUAUCACGUUUAAUCUUAUAAUAAUCUUAUAAAUUUGUUAGUAUUGUCAGAUGGGGAAACAAUCAUCUAGUUAAGUAAGUUGCUGGGUAAACAAGGCCCAAGUUUCAGUUCAACUCUGUGUGAUAUCAGAUAUUUAACUAUCCUGUGAUUGUCUGUAUUUAACCUCUAAAUGAGAAGAAUUUGCUUCUUUCCCCCUUUUUUUGGGGGGGGGGUCCUCACUAGAGUGGACUAAUGAGAACUGUUGGCUUGUCAUAAUAUAUUUUUUCACUGCAUACACAGCUCCCCCUCCCCCCAUAACUUUAUGCUCCUUGCUUUUGUGGUACCAGGUUUUUAACAUUCAUUAGCUCUGCCGUAAUAUACUUCCUUCCGUAUACUCACCCUUCUAGUGCGGCAGCUCAAAUAAUUUACUGCUUGUAUUCGAUGUACAGUAUCUUUUAAAACAGGAUCUCUAAAAUGGUAAGUGACUAUGGGAAUAGUGAAUUAAUGCAUUGCUAAUUAAAGCAUGUGUGUGAAUAAGAAGGUAAAUGAAAAACAGCUCUGAAAAAAAGAUUCGGGCUUAGUGAAUUGAAGAGCCAGAGAAAAGCAAUUAGGGAUGAGGCAGCAAUUAGACCUCCAUAGGUAGGGAGAUUGCCUUACCUCCUCCAAUUAAGGUAAUAGGCAGCAGCAACCAUCACAAUCUGAAAUAAAUGAAGAACCUGAACCAACUUGAUCUGGAGAAAGGGGGCGGAUGAGGGUGGAAGGCAAACCGAGGACACAAACAGACUGCCCCAGGAUAUUGCACUGCUUCUGGGUUCAGGGUGGACGGAUGGAGCGCUUCGUCCGUGUUCCCUACAGCUUGUACCCAGGCUAUGGGAACACAAUGCCUUUGAGCCAGCCUGGACUCUCUGAACACAUACAGCCUGACUGGAGGCAAAACAACGGUCCCCCCGCUUUCCUGGCAAGGCCGGGGCUGCUUGUGCCUUCCAACGCCUCCGACUACUGCGUGGGCCCUUACAAGAGGGCCCAGCUUAAGGCCAUUCUCUCCCAGAUGAACCCCAGCUUGAGCCUGCGACUGUGCAAGGCCAACACCAAGGAGGUUGGCGUGCAGGUGAGCCCACGGGUGGACAAGUCCGUGCAGUGCUCGCUGGGGCCUCGCACCUUGCACAGCCGCUCCCCCUGGGGCACCACAGGCCACAAGGUACCCGUGUCAGCCUGGGGAGUCUAUUCACCAGUGAUGGGCCGUAGGGGCCUGGUGCGGCUGCGGAAGGAUGGGGACGGCAAGGAGAGGGGGGCGCUUUCGGGUCCUCCAGAGGCCAGCUUGCAGCAGCUGCCACCACCAACACCACCAAGGUCGGAAGAGGGCCAGCGGGAGGAACUCCAGCAGCGAGAGGAGUUGGGGGAGGAAGAUACCUCGAGUCCACGGGAAAGGAAGAGCAAACAAGCCCAAGGAGACGCCAGCGAGCCGCUCCAGAAGCCCAACUUCCAGUUUUUAGAACCAAAAUAUGGCUAUUUUCACUGUAAAGAUUGUAAGACCAGAUGGGAGAGUGCUUAUGUGUGGUGCAUUUCUGGAACUAAUAAGGUUUAUUUCAAACAACUCUGUUGCAAAUGCCAAAAGAGUUAUAACCCUUACCGAGUAGAAGCGAUCCAAUGCCAGACCUGUUCACAGUCUCGUUGUUCCUGUCCUCAAAAGAAAAGACACAUCGAUCUAAGGAGGCCUCAUCGGCAGGAACUGUGUGGCCGCUGCAAAGACAAGAGAUUCUCCUGUGGCAAUAUUUACAGCUUUAAAUACAUCAUGUGACAGGCAGUAUGCUUUGUACAGGACAUCUGAACUCUUCUUGUAACUUAUAUUUCCUCUACUGCAACUUGGCUCUGACUGGUAUUGGAAAAUGGUUUAGGCUUUUGUACUUUUUGUAGGUUGUAUGACAGUUAUCAAUGUGACUAGAAUAAAAUAAAUGCAUGUAAAAUAGACCAUGAAGGCACAUUAAUUGAUGAUCCUGGGGUAAAACAUCAAUAAAAC